Acanthosepion pharaonis is the source of this 831-nucleotide messenger RNA. The record is from the annotation of a GenBank genome assembly. Lineage: Eukaryota; Metazoa; Mollusca; Cephalopoda; Sepiida; Sepiidae.
AUGUUCAUAAUUUUUAAUCUUUUCUUCUCUUUUUCUCACUCUCUCCCUCUCCGUCAAUUCAAUAUCCGACGAGUUUUCUGUAUAUUUUUUUUUUGCCAGACAUUUUUGUCAGUCUUUCUUUUUUUUCUAUCAAAUUGUCUUUCUUUAUUUUUUUGUUCCAAAUUAUCUUUUACUAAAUUAACCUCUUUUUGUUCCCUAUUUUUUCUUCCUUUCUUUUCUUGCCUCUUUUUUCUGUCCUUUUCUUUUCUCUUCUCUUUCGUUUUAUUUCCUUUUCUUCUUCUUUUCUUUCCUCAUUUUUCCUCUUCUCUUUCCUUUUAUUUCCUUUUUCUUUCUUCUUCUUUUCUUUCCUCUUUUUCUUUUUUCUUUCUUUUUCCUUUUCUUUUCGUUCCUGUUCUUUUCUUUUCUCUUUUUCUUUCAUUUCUUUCCUCAUUUUUCUUUACUCUUCUUUCUUCUUUUUUUCUUCUUUCUUUCAUUUUCAUUCUUCUUUUCUUUCCUCUUCUUUUCAUUUUCUUUCUUCUUUUUCCUUCCUUUUCUUUCCUCUUCUUUUUCCUUUUCUUUCUUCUUCUUUUCUUUCCUCUUUUUUCUCUCUUUCUUUCCUCUUCUUUUCAAACAUUCCAUUACGUUAUUCUAAUUCCCUCCCCAUCGUUUAUUUCCUUUUCUCUCUCUCUCUCUCUCUCUCUCUCUCUCUCUCUCUCUCUCUCUUUCCUACAAAAAAAGAAAUCACCAUUUCUUUCGAUCUGCCAGAUGUCGUUAUUUUUUUUUCGAGUUAAAAGUAGAUUUCCAACUCAAAGAAAAGCCAACACCAUGAAUCUGUUUCUGCGACAAAAAUGA